AUGGAGGAGUUCUUGUGUAAAAAUAGUAUUAAGCAUGUAACACCAGCUCCUUAUAAUCCAUCCUCCAAUGGUCUAGCUGAAAGGGCUGUGAGAACAUUCAAGGAGGGCCUGGGAAACUUUAAGAAGGGAGAUAUUCAGACCAGAAUUUGUAGAUUUUUGUAUAACUAUAGGAGGACUGUGAAUUCUUCCACGGGUAAGACCCCAGCAGAAAGAAUGUUCAGUAGGAAUUUCAAAGGUACUGUUGAAUCAGUUAAACUGAAAGACAAAUCUUUAAGGAAAAUGAGGGAUGAAAUUUUCCAGGAGGAAGGUAAAUUGUAUAAAGUCAAUGAUGCUGUGUUUGUUCGUAAUUUUGGGAAAGGUUCACCAUGGGUGGAAGGAAAGAUUGUGGAAGUACUUGGGUUGAGAAAUUAUAAGGUGGAAGUACAGAGUUUUGGUAAUAUUAUUUGGACAAGACAUGCAGAUCAGAUUAUGCAUAGAUAUAUGGGUGACUUUAACCAAUCCAAUAAAGAAGUGUUAUCCAAUAAUUCUAAGUCAUCUGUAAAUUUGAGUGAUUCUAGUGCUUUCAUUUCAGACACUAGUACCAUGUGA
This is a messenger RNA of Macrobrachium nipponense, 588 nucleotides long. RefSeq lists its product as uncharacterized. Gene Ontology annotation, biological process: DNA integration. Gene Ontology annotation, molecular function: nucleic acid binding. Lineage: Eukaryota; Metazoa; Arthropoda; Malacostraca; Decapoda; Palaemonidae. The transcript has a single exon. The record is from RefSeq and is a predicted model, not a curated record. Bases 1 to 588 code for a protein of 195 amino acids.